AUGUCGACCGUGGAUUGCAUGAAGGACUCGUUUGUGGAGGGCCAGCUUUUGGAUGGUCGCUUCCGCACCGUCCGCCCUCUCAACCAUGGCUCCUUCGGCAUGGUCUUUCUUGCGACUGAUAACACCACCGGCCAAGAUGUUGCCAUCAAAUGCUUGACCAAAGCUUCCCCGACCGACCCGUCGGCCCCGUCUCCCGUUGAGGACCGUUUCGAAGAGCUCGAGUGCCAUCGGCGUCUCGCCCAUCACCCCAACAUUGUCAACUUGAUCCAUUCCUUCGAGACCGAGGCCCACAUCUACCUCGUUCUGGAGUACUGUGUCAAUGGUGAUCUGUACGAGGCCAUCCGGCUUGACCGCGGUCCUUUGGAGACCGAGCACGUUCGGGAUUUCAUGCUGCAGUUGGUCAGCGCCGUUGAGUUCAUGCAUGCCAACGGCUUGUACCACCGUGACAUCAAGCCGGAGAACAUCUUCCUGACGCAGGAUGGCUCCAUGAAACUUGGUGACUUUGGUCUGGCAUCCCGCGACCCUUGGUGCCACGAGGCCUGUGUGGGCAGUGACCGCUACAUGGCUCCCGAGCAAUAUGAGCCCACUGCUGCCGGUUACUCCCCCGCCAAGGCCGACGUCUGGUCGAUUGGUAUUUGUCUGUUGAACAUUUUGUUUGCACGGAACCCCUUUGUCACUCCGACCGAGACCGAUGUGCUCUUUGCGGACUAUACCCGCGAUCGUCAGUCGCUGUUCGAUAUUUUCCCCAACAUGUCUCAGGACACGUACGAGAUCCUGACACAUGCGUUGGCCCUUGAUCCCGAGAAGCGUUCCUUGUCCGGUGUGCGCGAGUGCAUCCUGCGGGCCCUGUCGUUUACUACGGAUGACGACGCCCUGGAUGACUUCUGCACCGAAGAUCGCGAGGUGGUCCCCGCCAGUGCCAACCGCGAGCCUCUCCGCACGCCCUCCAUCCAAAGCCCGCAUGUCAACCAGGGAGACUCCUUCCCUUGGGCCAAGGCUUUGCAGGCGAGUCCUCCCCAGGCCAUCCGGCAGCUCUCCGUCAUUCCCGACACCGAGAGCUACACCGAGGACCUGUUCCCGCCGUCCGAGACCGCCGGCACUUCGUGGUUCUCCGCUGCCGCGGAGACCCCGUCGAUGGCCUCGGUGUUGGGCUCGACCAUGGGCUCCUCGUUCCGUUCUCUCCACCUCCCGCGCAAGCAUGAGGCACCCUUCCCUCCUCGCUCUGAUCCGGUUCCGAUCACCGGUUCCUUGCCCAGCAAUGCCUCCAAGCCCCUACCGUCCCUGUCGAUGGUGUUUGGACGCAACAAGAGCAACCAGAUCUCCAAGAGCUGGAGUGAUCUCUGGGAGGAGGAGGAAUCGGAGAACGAGGAUCUUGAACUCCAGAAACGCCGUGAGCAGAACUCUCGUAGCUGGAGCCAAGAGAGCCAGAGCACGCCUCUUGCGACUACUGCACUGGGGGGACUGCGCGAGCCGGACUCCGCCUCCUUUCUCAAUGAGCGCUCCCUCGCUCAAGCCUCGCCCCCGGGCAAGCCGCGUCAGACCCGCGCCCGAUCGUUGGACGGUAACAGUGAUUCUUCCAGCAGCACGCCGCGACCCCUGCGUCAACCCUCGCCCAAGAAGGCCGAUGGCGACAAAUGGGCCCAGCUUGGUGAUCGCCGCCGCAAGUACCAGCCUCGCGAGCUGUUUGGGCCCCGACGCGCACUCCUCGCCAGCAACUGGCGUCGCGACUGGGGUCUUGGUUCUUCCGGAUUCGAUCAUGGACAACAAGCCAAGCCGGUUUCAUCCCCGCGGACUGAUCGUCGUCGCCAGCUGUUCCUCGAAAAGGACUGGCGCCGCGAUGCCGUGGAAGUUCCGGGACCGUCGCCUAUCAAAUUCUCUACAUACGACGGUAGCGUGGACGAGGAUCUCGACCUUGUGGGUGGGUGGCAUGACCUUCACCUGUAA
Penicillium riverlandense is the source of this 1944-nucleotide messenger RNA. Its product is annotated as putative serine/threonine protein kinase. Gene Ontology annotation, molecular function: protein kinase activity; ATP binding. Bases 1 to 1944 code for a protein of 647 amino acids. The transcript has a single exon. Gene Ontology annotation, biological process: protein phosphorylation. NCBI's taxonomy places the organism in Eukaryota, Fungi, Ascomycota, Eurotiomycetes, Eurotiales, Aspergillaceae. The record is from RefSeq and is a predicted model, not a curated record.